Amblyraja radiata (thorny skate) is the source of this 2334-nucleotide messenger RNA. RefSeq names its product transmembrane protein 232 (gene tmem232). The transcript is spliced from 14 exons. NCBI's taxonomy places the organism in Eukaryota, Metazoa, Chordata, Chondrichthyes, Rajiformes, Rajidae. Bases 131 to 2020 code for a protein of 629 amino acids. The record is from RefSeq and is a predicted model, not a curated record.
GGGGGGGAGGUUUCCAUGGAAACCGCCGGGACAACAGACUCGACGCAUGGAGGAACAACGACUCAGCCUGGACAGGGAUGGGGUUCGGAGUUUCCUCCUGAAUGCUGAUUAGCCAUUUACAACUGUAAAGAUGCCGAUAUUGAAGAUACCCAUUGUGCACAGAUUUGGGAUAGUUUCCCAAAAUGAUCACAUAAUACUUGAAGCUACACUUGCAAAAAAGUCAGCAGAAGCCUUGAAAGACUGCUAUUCAACAAACGCUGCUAAAAAACCCCUCUUUGAAGUCACAGAACAAUUUGUGCAGAAGUUUAAGUGUGCAGAAGAAAAAAAUGAGAAGGAACGAAUGAUUGAUAUGGCUAAAAAAAUGCUCACCAGAAAUAAGCGCAAAGUUGGCCUGAGUACACUUGGUUCAGGGGAUCACGUAAAUCUACCAGUAGCUUGGGCAGAGCUAGCUUUGCUGGUUCAAUGUAAAGGGAAAAUUCAAGAAGAGGCUUUGGAUAUUCUCUUGAUUUCUUUGGACCAUGCACCAUUGCAUCCAGACCAAAUUCCAGUUUUAUUCUACCUUGCGGAAUCAAUCUUGUACUGGAUUUGUACGGAUGCAGUGAAGCAAUCAUAUCUCUACACCUGUGAAGUCAAGAUAACAAAGGUUGGAUUUAUCACAUUUCUAAGAUUGUUUAUCUUUCACCUUGCUGGAUUUAUAAGACCUUUUGAACAAUGUAAAUGUCGUCUUCGUAAUUACUUAAAAGGUCUCCCAGAGUGUGAACCUUGUUAUCGAUCCUAUCCGAGUGUUCUGCUGGAUAUUCACUUCAUCAUUAGCUCAGGAGAAAUCAUCUGUGGCUCUCAGAUACCAACUGAAGAACAUGCUCAUGAGAGUAGUGUUUCAAAUGAGGAACCAAACAAAAAUGCCUGUGGACAGCAAAUAGAUGAGCCCACACUGAAAACAUGUAACAUCAGCCCAGUGCUAAGAGAAUGCCUUAUGGUUUGGAUUUGCGUGAAGCAUAAUAUUCAAAUCAUAGAUGAUGUUCUGAAAAAUCUUUUCCUAAAGGAACAACUCUGUAAGGCAAACUGGAUUGAUUCUGCACUUGGUUUACUACUCCUUGGUGAAAGUGCCAAAAUAAACAUGGCUUGUUUGAAAGCUUUGAAAGAGCUGGGUAUAAAUCUUGUAACACAUUUCAGUGUUCCCAACUUAAAGGAGGAAAAUGUGAGUCCAGAUAUACAUGUUUGGCCUUUGCAGCUAAAUCAGCUAUACUGUUGUAUAUUGGGGGACAUCUGCCUCCAUGGCAGUACGCCAGAAAUCCAAAAAGCUGCUCUAACCGGGAGCGAGGUUCCAUCAAAGUCAACCAACAGGACCAAUAAACCAGGAUUAAUUGAACUGCUACAAAUCCGGUUGGCAGCAACAGCAGAAGAUGAUCACAGCUGGUGGGUUCGCUAUGGAGCAUCAUACAGUUUGGGAAAAAUCUGUCAUCUUCUUUAUGGUGACAGAAAUCGAGAAGGCAUAAGGAAUGCUGCUUGGAAAGCUCUACAGAAACAUCAAACCGUGGAGCAAGACACUCGAGUGCUUGCAGCCAUUAAAGUAGCUGAGGCAGAAUUAAAUGGUCCAAUAAAUCCUUUCAUUAAUGCAAACCCUAAGACUUCAUCUCUCAAGCAAUCGGUAUCAUUUUGCACUCUGGGUUGGCGAAUUGCAAGUGUUUUGUCUCAGCUUUGCCUGCCUCCAGUGGUUCCUUACAUUCCUUUGCCUCGAUUGUUGCCACAAAGACCCACUCGUUCCAGACCUCCACUUAAGAGAAAAGAGAAUGUCAACAAAAGAAUUGUACGUCUUCCCCUCAGCCAAGAAAUAAUGUUGGCACAAGCUGGUAAACAUUCAUUACCCGAUUUCAAUACUCGCACAGACUUUGAUCUGCGAAGGAUUGUGGAAGAUCAGUGGAGAAAAUACCUCUGUAAUAAAUUGGAAGAAGGAGAAAGGAACAGGCAGCUACAAUUACAAGAAAACCAUCAACUUUAUGUAGAGGGAAUAGACACUUGAAACUAACAUCAACUGCAAAUUCUUGUUUGAUGGAAAAUCUCAAGGCAUCAAUGUGUGUCCUUGCUAUCAUCACUUUGUUAGACGAGGGAACAGUGUCAUGAAAUGAAAUGCUUAUUCUCGCCCUCCAUUUUUUUCUGACAUUCUGAUAGAAUUCAUUAAAACAAAGAAGCAACUGGAACGUUUGGAAAUCCAAUUAACAUUAGUACUCACAUGCUCUGAAAACUCCUGUAUUCUUUUGAAAGAAUAUAUUCUUAAACCCUAACAAUAAAAUGUUAUGUUACUAAUCUGGAACAAUGAUAAUCAAUGUGAUUAAU